Messenger RNA from Loa loa (African eye worm), 273 nucleotides. RefSeq lists its product as hypothetical. Lineage: Eukaryota; Metazoa; Nematoda; Chromadorea; Rhabditida; Onchocercidae. The annotation marks the transcript as partial. The record is from RefSeq and is a predicted model, not a curated record. The transcript is spliced from 3 exons.
AUGAUAACAAAUGGUGGCGGUUGGACAGUAAUACAAAAACGAAAAAAUGGUCAAAUAUACUUUGCUAAUCGUACAUGGAAUGAAUAUGUUAAUGGUUUUGGUGAAUUAACAAGCUCAUUUUGGCUUGGUUUAGAUAAGAUGCAUGCAUUGAUUGCAAAAGAUAAUGGUAAUCCGGUAACAUUACGGAUUGAAUUACGGGGUGAUUUAUGUGAAGAUAAAAUUGGUUGCUCAAAACAACCGGAUGGUUAUUGGUGGGGUGAAUGGGAUUUUAAG